Molecule: messenger RNA, 3368 nt
Organism: Poecilia reticulata (guppy)
Lineage: Eukaryota; Metazoa; Chordata; Actinopteri; Cyprinodontiformes; Poeciliidae
Gene: ticam1
Product: TIR domain containing adaptor molecule 1
Biological process (GO): positive regulation of canonical NF-kappaB signal transduction; positive regulation of type I interferon production; TRIF-dependent toll-like receptor signaling pathway
Cellular component (GO): endosome
Molecular function (GO): signaling adaptor activity
Source: RefSeq, a predicted model, not a curated record
UUUUGCACGCCCAUUGUGCAUUUGGAGCUGAAGAUUUACACUUUACGACAUUCCAAGAGUUUUUCUUUGUUUUUUUUUUGUUGUUGUUUUUUUGUUGUUUUAGAGAUUUUAAAAUGUGUGACAUCUUUAAGAAAAUUCUGAUAGAGAGUGUACAUUUUAUUUUUAACUACUGGAGACUAACUGCUACGAGUGCUACAAGUUUGUGUUCUCGAAAUAAAUGCAAUAAAUGUUUUUCCCGCUUUCCGUCAUUUUUGACCCUCUUGAACUACCGUACUUCACUCUUCGUGACAUCAGCAUGCUGUUGUUUGAGUUAGCUUCAAGCUGACAGUCCUAAACCUGCAACAAGUAGAUUCUCAUUGAUAGGCUGGAGUCCUGAACCCGGAAGAGAUCCAAGGAUAAGUUUUAGUUAUUUUUAAGGGAUCCAUCUGAGUGCAGAUCUCUUAUCAUUGCUCCAGUGAAAUCAUUCCGAAAGGAAAACUGCAAACMUCUCCUCAGAAGGGCAACAUGCUGAUAAUCUGAAGAAAAAGCAACUGGAGAAUCAAAUGUGAUCUCGUUGACUUCUUUUCUCUGCCCAAAACCAGUUGGCACCUAAUCCCUAUAAUGAAUCACACAGAACUGGAAAAUCAAGCGACAGGACUGAGGGCUGUCUUUGACAUUUUGGAAAAGGCACCUUCAGAGCGAUUACUCAGCCUCACAAUCCAGUUGGGUGAGUCUCCUGAAGAAACGAUCAUACGCGCUUUGUGUCUGAUCAUCCUCCAGAGAGAAGCCCAGGCCCUGAGGAAGCUCCAGAUGCUAGAGGACAACCCCCUCGCUAACCAUCUGGCUGAAAAGUGGCACUCAGGCGGAGGUAAAUUAGACGAUUUUGGAGCUCACUGCAGCCUGUUUGAGGCCAAGACGGGAGAGUCUUUGUCAUCGCUGGCUCGGGUUUUUAAAAUUUUGUCCGAGCAAAGGUUGUGCGAUCCACGUCUAAGGGAUCUGGCUUACAAGAGAGCCAUUUCCUGCGAAUGUCUAAACACAAGCUCUCUGGAAUAUGAUAACUUUAGAGAGGAAGCCAGAGCUGUGUGUGGGCCUCAGUUUGCAGAGCCCAUGUGCUUCCCCUCCGAUCUGAAAUCGGAGUCUUCCAUCGAUCCAUGCAGGACCAUGAGYGAAGGAAAGGCAACUUUAAAUAUCGCUGCGUCUCUGGAUGAGUCUGCAAAUGUUCACUGCWUGCCCAGCCCCCUGCAGGACAGUCCGUCUGAGCCUUCAUACCCUUCUCAUCUCGAGAUAAGUGCUCCUACAACAAUCUCUUUUCAAGGGGACAAAGCACCUGCUAAAUCUUCAGGAAACCCAAUACUAAACCCUUCCAUCCAUGAAAAUAAAACAGAAAAUGUCCCAGAACAAAUUCUCUGUGCAUCUCCUCAGCACACAUCGACUGGAACAUCUCGGUUUGGAGCAGAGAAAGACAUUAAGGUAGAAGAAGCGUCAAUGAGGAGUAACGAGAGCGCAACCCAACCACUAAAGCCCUACACUCAGACUAAAUCAAGCCUGCCGUCUGCGACACACAUUAUUCUUCCAAGCAGUCCUGGUCUAAAAAGCACACCCAUAAGCAAAGUAAACGAAGAAGAGGACGAGGAGGAGGACAUAUUUUAUGCAUUUGUUAUCUUGCAUGCUCCAGAAGAUUCCGAUGUGGCGGAGAGCAUGAAGGAAAAACUUGAGGUAGUCAUCGGUACAAMGGGGGCAACUUUCUCCGAGGACUUUGCCAUUCCAGGAAAGAGCGCGCUGAGGUGCGUGGAGGAYGCCGUCAACAACUCUGCCUUCACCUUCCUGCUGCUCACGCACAACUUCAACUCGCAAAUGGUGGAAAUGAAAACCAACAUCGCCCUCAUCAACUCUAUAAACAACGCACACAAGUUUAACACGGUCAUCCCCCUGCUGCCUCUGGAGAACUGCAUGCCGAAAGAGCAGAUGCCCAUCACCUUGAAGACGCUGGUGGCRCUGGACGAGAGGAGGAACUUUGAGAGAAAACUGAAAAAGGCUUGUAAUAGGGCAAGGAUCGAAAAACAGAGAAAGAUCUGGGUUCAUGAACAGAAAAUGAGGAGGSUGAGGUUGGAGGAAAAAGAGAUGCUGAGGCUUUGCAUGGAGCAACAGCUUGUUCUUGGAGCCACCGUACAACRGGAGCAGGACGGCGGGGACCCAAGGCCUCAGCGRCUGGCGCCCAACAUUCACAUCGAAAAUGCAAACUAUAUUGUGAUAGGGAAUGACUCGACAAUGACUGUGGCUGUAGAGGGAAGUGCAGACAAAGGUGGCCURAGUUGAAGAAAGAACGUGAAAGAAGGAAGGGAUAAGAAGAUAGAGAGAAAACACUCUGAACAAGUUGGAGCAGCUGMAGUGGUUUUUAUUGCAAAUUGUUUUAUUGUUCUCAUCACAGUCGGUAAAAGGGACAAAUCAGCAGUUCUACGUACUACAAAGGAGGAGGAUCCAAAGGAGAAGCAAACCUUUAAGUAUGGCUAAAGACUGCCACCUACUGACUGAAACUGAGUGUACAGUCUCAUGUCCACUCAGCUGUACGAACGCUGUUUGGACACUAGGGGGCUCUGCCGGUACACUUUUGUCAUCGCCUUUCGCAGGCUGAAGUAUCCUGGUAACGUCYAUUGAAGUUUACAUGAAAUGUUACAAAAAUAAAUGUUUGCAAAAUAAGUUUGGUUUGUUAUGUGGGAAGAGGUUUGACACAUAUGUAACUAAAAAAAGACAUGCGAUCUGUGGUUCAGUCAUCUUUUAAAGAUUUUCUUAUACUUUAAGUUUGUAUUAUGAGCAUUGCUAUAAGUAUAGCAAGUAAACUACAGACUAUGUACUAGAAAGUAUGCUUCUAUUUACAACACUGGAGAAUUUUUAUGUUUAUAAAAAUAUACUUUAAGCACUUUUGUACAAUUAUUUUAGAUUUACAAAAGUAUACAUCAGGUAUGCAACAAGUACACUCAUCUACUGUAUAUGCUAAUAGCGUGUAUUAGGUAUACGAUUUAUGUAUAUUGAAGUAUAUUUAAAGUAUUCCACAAGUACACUCUUAUYUAUACUAUCAUUGCAUUAGGUAUAUACUUAGUCCACAAUUUAUUUUAUUUUAAGAAUGACCAAAACUGAAAUAUAUUAUAUUACAGCUUAUAGUUCAAUUAAUACUACAGACUUACUUGGAAAUUUGCUUAGCAUAUUAAUUGUAGCAUUGUGUUUACAUGUUUCUUAAAAUAUUCUCAAAGUUARCUAAAAAUAUACGUGCUCUACACUGAAAUAUAUUUACGGAAUCACAACACAGAAUAUUGAGAACAACUUUGAUAUGUAUACGUAAAAUGUUUAAAUAUACUAUACAAUGUAUUUUUAAAUGCCUAUUGAAAUGUUUA